AUGUCGUCUUCGUCCUCCUCAGGGGCUUCCGCCGCCGCCGCGUUCACGCCAGUCUCCCAGCAGCAGCAGCAGCAGCAGAUGCCGGCAGAGAACCUCAGCUCGGUGAUGCAGCUACCGGCACCGGUGCAGGAAGAGACACCCACCGACGCCGAGCAGCUCUGCUACGUGCACUGCCACAUCUGCGACACCGUCCUCGUCGUGAGCGUGCCGAGCAGUAGCCUGUUCAAGACGGUGACGGUGCGUUGCGGCCACUGCAGCAGCCUUCUCACCGUCGACAUGAGGGGUCUCCUCAUGCCGACCACAGCCACCGCCACCCCCACCACCACUGCGGCUAUGUCCGCCAACUCCGCCGUCACCACCAGCACCAGGACGUCUCCUCCACCGGCCGCCGCUGCCGACCACCGCCAGUUCCACUACCCCAACUCGCUCACCAUCCUGCCUCCCCGCCACUCCCUCCUGGAUGAGAUAUCCAGCCCCAACCCGAGCCUGCAGCUACUGGAGCAGCACGGACUCGGCGCCCUGAUCGCCGCUGCAGGCGGCAGGAACGCCGCGGCACCGGUGCCGCUGCCGCCGCCAGCCUCGGUGGGGAAAGGACCGGGAAAGGAGCCGUCCCCGCGGACCAACUCCGUCGUCAACAGACCGCCGGAGAAGAGGCAGCGCGUCCCGUCGGCGUACAAUCGCUUCAUCAAGGACGAAAUCCAACGCAUCAAGGCUGGCAAUCCCGACAUCUCGCACAGGGAGGCCUUCAGCGCGGCUGCCAAGAACUGGGCUCACUUUCCGCAUAUCCACUUUGGCCUCAUGCCGGAUCACCAGGGGCUCAGGAAGACCAGCCUCCUACCUCAGGAUCAUCAGAGAAAGGACAGCCACGGGCUUCUGAAGGACGGGCUUUACGCUGCGGCCAACAUGGGGGUUGCUCCGUACUGA
Lolium rigidum is the source of this 924-nucleotide messenger RNA. Its product is annotated as protein YABBY 3-like. Gene Ontology annotation, cellular component: nucleus. Gene Ontology annotation, biological process: polarity specification of adaxial/abaxial axis; cell fate commitment; fruit development. The record is from RefSeq and is a predicted model, not a curated record. The coding region runs from base 1 to 924 and encodes 307 amino acids. Lineage: Eukaryota; Viridiplantae; Streptophyta; Magnoliopsida; Poales; Poaceae. The transcript has 7 exons.